AUGGAAUUUCAUUAUCCAACCUUUGACUUGGCACCGGCGUUCCCGUUCCGGGAGGUGCACCUAAAGAUGGACGUCGACCCGCGGCAACAGUUCGAGAUACUGCCGGAGCUGGGCCGGGGUACCUUCGGUACGGUGUUUCACUGCCGCGAGAAGGCGACCGGGCUGGAGCUGGCGGCCAAAAUCGUGCCGUACAAGAAGAAGAACGACCGGAGCGACAAGGUGCGUGAGAUCGACCUGAUGAGCUGCCUACACCAUCCGCGGCUGAUCCAGCUGUACGAUGCGUUCGACUACGAGAACAAAUUCUACGUGAUCCUGGAGCUUAUUCAAGGUGGCGAGCUGUUCGAGCGCGUCACCGACAACGACUUUGUGCUGACGGAGAAGGCGUGCGCCGUCUUUAUGCGACAGAUCUGCGAGGGCAUGGAGUACAUUCACAGCCGAAGCAUCAUCCACCUAGACAUGAAGCCAGAAAACAUCCUCUGCCUCACAAAGACCGGCAACCGGAUAAAGAUUAUCGAUUUCGGGUUCGCCCGCCGGUACGAUCCGGGCAAGAAGCUGCAGGUGAUGUUCGGGACGCCCGAGUUCGCCGCCCCGGAAGUGCUCAACUUCGACGAGAUCUACUUCUACACCGACAUGUGGAGCCUCGGUGUGAUCUGCUACAUGCUACUGUCCGGGCUGUCACCGUUCGUCGGCAGCGACGACAUGGAUACGAUGAACAACGUCCUGCAGGGCAGCUACUCGUUCGACUACACCUCGUUCGAGGCGGUCUCGGAGAGCGCCAAGGACUUUGUCCGCAAGCUGCUGGUGAAGGACGGCGAGAAGCGGCUGACGGCGAAGCGGGCCCUCAAGCACCGGUGGCUGGCGGAGACGACGGCCCAGGGCACCACCGAACUGUCUGUAACAAAAACGAAGUUGAAACGCUAUGUUAUCAAGAAACGAUGGAUCAAGGCGGUCAAUACGAUCAUCGCACUGCGGCGUAUGGGCGCCCGGAUCGAUUACGAUCUAGUGUAGGGACACCUGGAAACGGUUUUUCCCAGGUAUGGGGCCUGAUUUUCGUUUCUACUUUCCGCCUGGUCAGUGAAAGAGACAGAGGAUAGAGAGCGGCGGGGUGAUGCCGGUCAUCUUAUGAACGACAUGGUGCGGAAAAAACAGGAAUCAGAGGAUCGCAUUACAGGAAUUGCCUAAAAUGAACAUCAGCUAGUAGAACAUCUGAGAAGGAAAAUUCUCUAAUUACGGAGAACCCACCCUUUCUCUCUCUGUCCCUCUUUCUCUCUCUCUCUCUAUUGUAGGGCUCGUCGACUCAAUUACAGCCCCACAAUACAAAUACACACGCCCGGCACUCACGCCCACCCAGCAGAAAACUUCCCAAGAUCCAGGAAUAUCUCCGACCGACCUCAGAAACCCGUUCCGGCGAUUCCCGUGUUGCAUAAUUCAUCCGUUCCACAGCAUCCUCCGGCACCGGGGCCCGAUCCAGGCUCGUCUCCAUUUCCCCUCCGUUCCCUUUCGGAUAGAGCGAUAGGUUGUAAUUAUUUGUUAUACUAGCAAUAAAACUAAGUUUACCGGAUAC
Messenger RNA from Anopheles coustani, 1564 nucleotides. Its product is annotated as myosin light chain kinase 2, skeletal/cardiac muscle-like. NCBI's taxonomy places the organism in Eukaryota, Metazoa, Arthropoda, Insecta, Diptera, Culicidae. Gene Ontology annotation, molecular function: protein serine/threonine kinase activity; ATP binding. The record is from RefSeq and is a predicted model, not a curated record. Gene Ontology annotation, cellular component: nucleus. The transcript has 5 exons. The coding region runs from base 1 to 1008 and encodes 335 amino acids. Gene Ontology annotation, biological process: protein phosphorylation; intracellular signal transduction; positive regulation of apoptotic process.